This is a messenger RNA of Dictyostelium purpureum, 321 nucleotides long. RefSeq lists its product as uncharacterized. The record is from RefSeq and is a predicted model, not a curated record. Bases 1 to 321 code for a protein of 106 amino acids. Lineage: Eukaryota; Evosea; Eumycetozoa; Dictyosteliales; Dictyosteliaceae. The transcript has 2 exons.
AUGAGUGAUAUUAGUUAUGAUUUGGUAGAAGGAAUUAAAGUUUGCACCCUUAGAUUCAGAUUCAAAGAGAAAUAUAUUCAAGAUAAUAAAUCGGCACGAGGAAUGCACAUAAUUGGAGAUAUCAUCCCCUCAAAGUUAAAGGUUUUUAUAAUGAUAUGGGUGUAUAUAACGAGUGUGUGUCAUAAAAUCUGUUUAUAUAAAGACUGUAGUAUGGUCUUUCAUAAUCCUCAUUUUGAUUUUAAAAUCAAGGAUAGUAAUAUUAAUAAUAAUAAUCUAAAAAUAGAUGUAUUUAAUUUUAAAAAAAAGAAUGAGGGAAGUUAA